AUGGAGAGACCCCACUCCAAAGAGGGAUUGUCCCUUCCAGCUAUUGCCAAUAACAGCAACACAGACGAAAGGUUUAGUCGUAUGGAAAAUUUAGAGGAUCGUUUGGCUGUUCAGGAAAGGACUACAAGAUCCCUCGUAGACAGAGCGCUUUCGGUGAAAGAAGAUAUUAUUGAAAGCUUGAGUAUCGCUCAGAUGAGCUGGCAAGGCGAGAAAAGAGCCAGGAGCUUGCUGCAAGAGCAUAUACGAACAAUAACUACUGUGGUGAAAAGACUGAGUAAGGAAAUUGAAACUUUGGAAGGCGAGAUCAGGUCGAAGCAAAGUCUAGUGGAAGGGCAAAGCACUGCUGUAAAAAACUUAGAGCUUCACCAUGUCGCCGGUGUCACGGAUUUGAGAGGACGUGUUGCUAGAUGUGAUGCGGCAAUUCAGAGGCUGGUAUCGGAUAUGAGAAGUAACAACGAGGUUAUAAGCGACUUCAAGCUAAAGCAAGAACAGGCAGUCAAAGAUUGUCGGGAACAAAUAAGCUCUUUAGAGAAGGGGAUUAACAACUUGACGCUUAAAAUGGAAAAAUAUAUCAUGGACCAGUCAAACAAUCUCGAAAAGUUGAAAGGGGAGUCCGAUCAACGCGUUGUACAUCUUGACUCUAAGACAAAAACAGUCGUUGAGGAUAUCCGAGGUAGUAUUUCUUCAAAUCGCUUGUGGGCCGAAUCGGAAUAUUUUAAACUGACGCAAGAUUUUCAAACCAGGUUGGAAAGGUUUGAAGGUCUUAUGGUUGAACGUCAGGAAAAACUAGAGAGAAGGGUUGACCAUUACCUGGCAAAAGUAGAUCGACUUCUGGAAGAUGAAAAGAGCAAAUAUUACAAUAUCUGGGAGGUGAGACUGAAAGAAGUGAGGUCAGAACAGGAAAGGAAUCUCCAACUAUCCUUGACUCAAAUGAGAGAUGAAUAUAGAAAGGGAUUUAACAAUGUUCAUGAAAGUAUUUCAAGCCUUCAAAAAGUGUUUCAUGCAAAAUUGAAAUUGCUGGAAGAUGAUUUGCGCAAGGCUAUUAAUAAUGUCUUAAGAAUGGUAGUUCUUGUUUGA
Messenger RNA from Pocillopora meandrina, 1077 nucleotides. The record is from the annotation of a GenBank genome assembly. NCBI's taxonomy places the organism in Eukaryota, Metazoa, Cnidaria, Anthozoa, Scleractinia, Pocilloporidae.